Messenger RNA from Cannabis sativa, 2661 nucleotides. RefSeq lists its product as uncharacterized. The transcript has 7 exons. The record is from RefSeq and is a predicted model, not a curated record. The coding region runs from base 266 to 2251 and encodes 661 amino acids. Lineage: Eukaryota; Viridiplantae; Streptophyta; Magnoliopsida; Rosales; Cannabaceae.
CCCUAAUGCGUAUGUAUAUAAGCUUCUUCCGAUAUCGUCCGUAUUGUAUUACCAAUUAUCUAUCGCCAUCUUCAAUUCUGAGAAUCUAGUAAUGAAACCCGCUCCACAUGAAACCCUAACUUAUACAUGUAUACUAGCUACUUCUUCUACGUUUUCCUUUCAAAUAGUCAAAAGCCAAACCCAUAAAAUCAUGGCAUCCAAUUCCACCCAGUCGUCUCAGUCACCGCUAUCGCCUCCAAUUCACAUCGACUAACAUUCUCGCUCCAUGGACGCGCGUCGUGCCUCUCGAACCGUCAGCGACCCCAAGGUCCGCCGCGUAGGAUUCUUCACUCCCGACGCUCAGGUCCAACCCCUGUCCGGCCGAACACAGUCCGGUCCAACCGCCGCGGAAUCCUCUUCCUCAGUGUCUCCAACCAGCAAUUCCUUAUCUCCGGUUAUGAUUCCUCCGCCACGUCAACUCUCUGACCUAACGUCCCGUACAGCUGCUGUACCGGUUCCGGAUUCAGCGUUCCGUCGUCCGGUCGCCGGGGACCAUGUACCGGUUGGAAGCUACAACCCAGCGUCAGACUCGCUGCUUGGGACUUCUCCUGCGGCCUCGCCUAAGAGUUUGUCUGCGGACGGAGAGUUGGAGUUCUCGGAGGAGUCUUCACCGGGUUUGUACCGCCGGAACUCUUCUGGUAAGCUCGCUUCGAGCUUCCCGGGCGGCGGUUUUGAAUCGACGAAAGCGACUGUUCCAGAUAAUUUAGUCUCUAAGGCGAGGAAUUUGGCUGUUGGUUCAGAAGUGAAGAAAUCUCUUGACGUGCCUGAAAAGAGUGGGGUGAUUGUCACUGAAGUGCAAAAUGAGCUUCAGUCCACUUCAAAACCCUUGAAAUCCAAAACAACUAAAGCGGAAAGACGUGCAUUACAGGAGGCUCAACGCGCUGCAAAAGAUGGAAGCAAAUCUGCUGCAGUAUCUGGUAGAGUUGCUUCCAAUAAAUCUGUGAAGCAGCCUACACCGAGGAAAGAGUCUUCUUCUAUUGCACCUUCAGUGGCUGCUUCUGAUAAAAAAGGAGGUGAUUAUCUAUCAGAUAAAGAGAGAAAGAAAGAUGCACCUCCACCACGCAUGCAAUUUGAUGAUAAGCAUCGAGUGGAGAAGGCAAAAAAGCGUGCAUUGUUCUAUCAAACUGAAGCUAAAAACAGAGUUGAAUUGUUUCUACAUUUACCCCAGUAUGAACAUGGGACCCAACUUCCUGAUCUUCAAUCAAGGUUUUUCCAACUUGAGCCAAUACAUCCUGCAAUUUAUAAGGUUGGAUUACAGUAUUUGGCUGGAGAUCUUUCUGGGGGGAAUGCUCGCUGUAUUGCCAUGCUUCAAUCAUUGCAGGAAGCAUUUAGAGACUACUCCACUCCACCAGAGAAAAGUCUUUACAGGGACUUAACUGCCAAACUCAAUAGCUAUAUUUCCUUUUUUACUGAAUGCAGGCCACUUUCUAUCAGCAUGGGAAAUGCAAUUAGAUAUUUGAAGAGUCAUAUUGCCAAUUUAGGACAUUCACUUUCUGAGUCAGAAGCAAAAGCUGCAAUUUGUGCAGAUAUUGACACAUUUAUAAAUGAGAAGAUACUAAUUGCUGGCAAAGUCAUAGUAAGGCAUGCUGCUACGAAGGUUAGAGAUGGGGAUGUUCUUCUCACGUAUGGAUCAUCUUGUGUGGUUGAGAUGACUCUGUUGUAUGCCCAUGAGCUUGGGAAGCAGUUCCGAGUUGUGGUAGUAGACUCACGCCCAAAGUUUGAAGGUCAAGCAUUAGUUCGGAGGCUGGUGUCUAAGGGAUUGAGUUGUACAUACACUCAUAUAAAUGCUGUUUCUUAUGUUAUGCAUGAUGUGACAAAAGUAAUUUUGGGGGCUGCUUCUGUAUUGUCAAAUGGAACUGUAUAUUCUAGAGUUGGCACUGCAUCUGUAGCUAUGGUUGCUCAUGCAUUCCGAGUUCCAGUCUUGAUCUGUUGUGAAGCUUAUAAAUUUCAUGAAAGGGUACAACUUGAUUCAAUUUGCUCCAAUGAACUAGGUGACUCUGAUGCUAUAGCAGUGGUUCCUGGUAGAAAGGAUGUGAAUUAUUUGGAACAUUUGGCAAAUAAAGAAAAUCUCCAACUUCUAAACUUAUUGUAUGAUGCUACUCCAUCAGAAUAUAUCUCGUUGAUUGUAACAGAUGAUGGCAUGAUUCCUCCCACAAGUGUACCUGUUAUAGUGCACAAGCUCAAGUAUUGGAGACCAGAACUAUGGUUGUAGAGAACAGGGUAGACAAGAUUUUUACAUGAUUAAGAUACAAGUAAUUCGUCAUCCAGGUUUUACUGUCAUGCAAGAGAUAACCAUGUAACUUCAGAAAUUGUUACUACAAUGCCUGAGACCUCCUCUAAUGAUUCUUUGCCCUAGAACAUGGCUGGUAUUAUCCAAAUGUCAAAUAGCUGGGUUACUUUUCUUUUUCUUCAUUUGCAAGUUUUGAACAAGAAUUUCUGGUAUAGGAUGGAAAAGAUCAUUUCUGGAAUACAUAUUAAUCAGUUUAGGAUGAAUAAAGUAUGUCUUUUAUGCUUGCUACAUAAACCCUUGGAAGCAAGCAAUACUGUAUCAAUCAUCAACUUUGUAUGUUAUAUAGUGAUUUUUUUUUUAUGCCCUUGUUUCCAAGGGUUUAUUUGUGUAAA